Messenger RNA from Xiphophorus maculatus (southern platyfish), 1386 nucleotides. It is a transcript of the gene htr3b, whose product is annotated as 5-hydroxytryptamine receptor 3B. Lineage: Eukaryota; Metazoa; Chordata; Actinopteri; Cyprinodontiformes; Poeciliidae. The record is from RefSeq and is a predicted model, not a curated record. Bases 1 to 1386 code for a protein of 461 amino acids. Gene Ontology annotation, molecular function: neurotransmitter receptor activity; extracellular ligand-gated monoatomic ion channel activity; transmembrane signaling receptor activity. Gene Ontology annotation, biological process: signal transduction; regulation of membrane potential; chemical synaptic transmission. The transcript is spliced from 9 exons. Gene Ontology annotation, cellular component: synapse; postsynaptic membrane; neuron projection.
AUGGCUGGUUCUGGCAUGAUGAUUCUGGCGUGGAUCGUAUUGUUUUUAUCAGUUAAUCUGGCUGAAUGCGUGCCAGAGAAGCCAAAGAGAUCCGCUCUGAACCAGCUGACCCGAACCCUGCUGAGGAAAUAUGACAGUGGAGUUCGACCUGUCCACAACUGGACCAGCUCUACUACGGUCUACAUUGACCUCAUCCUGCAGUCUGUCCUCGAUGUGGAUGGAAAGACCCAGAGCAUUACUACAAGCAUUUGGUACAGACAGAUCUGGAGGGAUGAGUUCCUCGUCUGGGACCCGGAGGACUUUGACGGCAUCACUGAGCUCUCUCUCUCCUCUGACGCCAUCUGGGUGCCUGACGUCAUCGUCACCGAAUUUGUGGAAGAGGGAAAGUCCCCUCCCAUCCCCUACGUUUACGUCAACUCGUCUGGUUCUGUGAGGAACUACCGGCCCAUCCAGGCGGUGCUGGCGUGCAGCUUGGAGAUGUACGCCUUUCCUUUUGACAGGCAGAACUGCAGCCUCACCUUUCGCAGCUGGCUUCACUCAGUGAAAGAAAUCGACCUGGCUCUGUGGAGGAGCGCAGAGGCCAUAGCGGGCGAUAAGAGGGAGUUCAUGAACGAUGGCGAAUGGGAACUGCUGUCCGUUCCAUCCCAGUACUGGCAUAUCCGCCAAGACGACGCCGACUAUGCUCAGAUCCAGUUCAACCUGCUGAUCCGCCGGCGCCCCCUGCUGUACGUGGUCGGCCUCCUCAUUCCCAGCAUCUUCCUCAUGCUGGUGGACGUGGUGAGCUUCUGCCUGCCUCUGAACAGCGGGACGAGAAUCGCCUUUAAGAUCAGCAUCCUGCUGGGUUACACCGUCUUCAGGGUCAACCUGACAGACGAACUGCCCGCCACCGCUCGCAGGACUCCUCUCAUUGGUGUGUUCUUCGCGGUGUGCAUGGCCAUGCUGAUGCUCAGUCUCAUCAAGUCCAUAUUGGUGGUGAAGCUGCUGCAUCACAGCGAGAAAGAGGUCAAGCAAAUGUCACUGUCUGCCUGCCUGCUGGACCGGUACGGCUCAGCCGGCCACAGCCUCAGCGAGAGCGCUUUGACCUCCAUCAAAACCCUCGACAACAUCUACGCGCCUGGAGAUUAUGAGCUUGAAAGCUCCCUGGAGGAAGAUCUCCUGUCCCUGAAUGACGUCCCAGAUCCUCCCUCUGGCCUGGAGUUUCUUCUCCAGGAACUGGUUUCCCUUCGGAUGGCUUUUUCCCAGGAGGACAGCGAGUCUUCAGCUCAGGUCGAAUGGCUGUCGCUCUGCCUGCGGCUCGACCGCUUGCUGUUUCGCCUCUACCUGCUGGUUUUAGCCGUGUACACCGGUACGCUGCUGCUGCUGUGGGCCAGAUGGAGCUUCACUUGA